UGACCCUCUCUCUCAUCUUUGUAACUUGGACCAAAAUAUUCCAAACCAUCUCUGCUUGCAUCAUCUUUUGUGCAUUGUCUCCAAAUAAAAAACCAAGAUUCUUCACACUUACUUGAUGGUACAUAAUCUGAAAGAUGAAACUUCAUAGUCUGAAGUGACUUCCUUGAAUCAAAGUUGAUACUAUUUCAUCUCACAUUCACCUUUUGUUCAGAAAAGACAGUAAUGGCUCAACAGGAAGAAGGGUGGCCAUUUGGAUUGAGAUUAUUGAAUUCUAGAGUUGGGGUGAUGAGAAAUGGUGAUUUUUCAGGUUCAGUUUCCUUUAGUACUUUGCUUUCUGGUUCUCCCACACCUUCAACUUAUUCUUCAUCAGAUCUUGACACUCAGUCCACUGGAUCAUUCUUCCAUGACAAGAGCAUUACACUAGGCAACCUCAUUCGAGUUUCGAGUUUCCUACAACUCUCAAGGAGAUCAAGUAGAGGAAGAGUGAUGGAUUCCUCGAACGAUAACAAAAGGAAUCACAAGCAGAAACCUUGGUUGUUUUCACUUUGUUGUAACCUUAGCACUGAUGCAGUGAAUGGUAAUGAUGCUCAUUCUCUUGGUCAUUACCUUGAAGCUGAAAGAAAAGCUGCAAGUACUUACAGAAGAAUUCAAUUUCCUACAAGUUUAUAGACCAAAUGGCUUUUCUGGUAUUCAAGACUCAACCUCACACACUUUGUUGGUAGCCAAGAUUGAAGCAAAGAAUUUGAACAUCAAUAGUUUUUUCUAGUUAGUGUAGAUAACAAAUCAAUAAAUGAUGAUCCAUUGUUACUCAUUUUAGUAUAUUUCAUUUAGAUCAUGGUUUGAAAUUAUUCUUGUAGUCGUGGUUGCGGUUACAUUGCAAACCUUUAUAUCGCGGGGAAACUGCGGUUGCUGACUUAAAACCAUGUUUAGGAUCAUAGACCUGUUUCCGGAUAUUAUUCUAUUUGGUAGUUAAAUUUAAAGGCAUUAUUAUUAGGAUGUUAUAUUUUGUAUUCA
Molecule: messenger RNA, 1014 nt
Organism: Medicago truncatula (barrel medic)
Lineage: Eukaryota; Viridiplantae; Streptophyta; Magnoliopsida; Fabales; Fabaceae
Exons: 4
Coding region: 223-669 (148 amino acids)
Source: RefSeq, a predicted model, not a curated record